This is a messenger RNA of Neodiprion fabricii, 562 nucleotides long. RefSeq names its product 39S ribosomal protein L34, mitochondrial (gene mRpL34). Gene Ontology annotation, biological process: translation. Bases 151 to 462 code for a protein of 103 amino acids. Gene Ontology annotation, cellular component: mitochondrial large ribosomal subunit; ribosome. Lineage: Eukaryota; Metazoa; Arthropoda; Insecta; Hymenoptera; Diprionidae. The transcript has 2 exons. Gene Ontology annotation, molecular function: structural constituent of ribosome. The record is from RefSeq and is a predicted model, not a curated record.
GCAUGGCGCUGCCGUGUCAAGUUUUCGUCGCCUUAAUUUGACGCCCGUGAUAAUCCAGCCUAAAGAAACCUUACCGCAAGCCAGCUGAUACAGCUUGAAAAUUAAGUAACAUUUCGAUUCUGUUUCAGUGUUGUGUGAUAGCCGUAACAAAUGUUCGGAACAUUGGUAUCAAUGCUCUUCAAUGCCACCAGGCAAAUUGCUCCUUCAUUCAUUGGAAAACAACUCCAUUCGACAUCUUUGAAAGGGAUUACAAACGGAUUAUGUGUAUCGAGUGUCAAUGCUACGGCAGGAGGAACCUGGGCCUUAAUUCCUGUUAGGAACAAGAUCCGCUGGCACUUCCCAAAGGCUAGAGAAACUAUUCGAAUUGUAAGACAUGGCUGGAAUACAAGAAUGUCUACACCAAAUGGGCGGAGAAUUUUAAUGCGAAGGAUACUUAAAGGGAGACAUGUCCUUAGUCACUGAAUAAAACAAACAAUUGAUUAUUAGAUGGUAUCAUAAUUAUCACUGUAAAAAUUUAGUCCUUGCAAUAAAUAAAUGUUCGACGCUUCACAGGUGUGACCAA